AUGAGCGAUGCUAAAACAGACUUUAUUAGGUGGCUGUAGAAGGAGAGGAAUGAUCAAUUUACUUAGCUGUUUUCUGAGGAUGUUUUAAUAAAUUUAAAAUAAGAACAAGAGAUUUCUAGACUUUAAAAAAUCUCUUUGAAUAAUUACUAAAAUCUAACACACUGCGGUUCCAAUAUUCAAUUUCACAAAAUAAUCAAGUCUAAUAUUUAAGAAAUUAAUCAAACGAAUAAGUUUCAGCAAACAAAAGAAAAUGAUUUAAUAGGUAUUCCUAUAUUUUAAUCAUACGAUACGAUUUAUUUAGAAACCAACCUACUAGAUUAGAAUGAACGAAUAGAUCCGCUUAAUUACCAAUAGCCACAAAUUUAUAAGUAACCAAAGUAGGAGUUUGUAAAAGAAGAGAUACCUCUAAGAAAACUCAUAGCAAUAUUAAAAUGA
Molecule: messenger RNA, 435 nt
Organism: Paramecium octaurelia
Lineage: Eukaryota; Ciliophora; Oligohymenophorea; Peniculida; Parameciidae
Source: the annotation of a GenBank genome assembly